Messenger RNA from Lingula anatina, 1133 nucleotides. RefSeq lists its product as uncharacterized. The record is from RefSeq and is a predicted model, not a curated record. Lineage: Eukaryota; Metazoa; Brachiopoda; Lingulata; Lingulida; Lingulidae.
UUUUCCUACAGGUGGAGGACUCCCCAAUGGAUCUCCGCAAUGUUGUUGUGUCUGCUCUCCUUGUCUUUGCUGUAGUUCUACGUCAACAUGGAGCGGAAGCGUCUCAGAUGUGCUAUGUGUGUUCCUACACGAUGUCUGGGGACCCUAGCCGGGACUAUGAGUGUGUGAAUGACCCGGCUAAUGUGAAGACAGGGUCGGUGAAGAUAAUGUGUGAUAAGUGGUGCACGGUACACAAAGUCACACAGCGAGAUACCGGUAAAAUCUGGUCCUUCUCUAGAGGUUGCGAGGAGUACAAACAGACCCAGUGCAUAGACUCCGCCUACACCGAGUGCUCAGAGUCAUGCAACGGCGAUCUCUGUAACAGCCUUGACUACGGUACUCCACCUAUCGGCGGGACGGACAAUGAAGAUCCUGCGCAAGCGCAAGACUACGUUUCCACGACAACGGAGACAACAACGCGCACAACUCUGAAUUGGAUCAAAGUUACAAAUGCCAAUAUCAUUCACGGUUCUCAUAAUGAUAAUCGACGCAGGAUCACGAAUAGUGGAUCGAAAUUUAGUUUAUCUUGUUUUAUCUUUAUUAUCUCGUUGCUUGCGGGACUGUCGAAAACGUACGUGUGACGAAACACUGGGGUGGGGCUAGCAUUAGUUAGGGCCUACAUGAUAGCUGCUACAGGGACAUAAUUUAUAUCCAGAAACCCCAAGCCGUCGUAGACCGUUGGGUAUUAUUUUCUGAGCCACGCAUUCAAGCAGCGUCUUUGUUUUAUCUUCCCUAUUUAAUAUUAUAAAGCACGUCAUUCGUGUUCACUUAUCGCGUAGGGUUAAAUAAGGCUACUUUGAUGUAUUGUAUACGUUUUUUAUAUUGUAUAUGUUUAUAUUCUUUCUAUAGGCCCUAUAAUUAUUUAAAAGUACAACUAUAAAGAAUUUAUCUUCAGCUCUAUAUCUAAAACAAUUAAAGGUGAGGAACAAUUAAGUUAUCCAGUAGCGGUUCUAUUUUACCAAACGUAACUACAUGUAGGCUUACUUGUGGCCUAUGUUACAAGUAGGCCUACUUCUAAUUGGUCCUAAUAAAACUUCCAGUAUUAUCGCUUUUGAAAUACCUGUUAUUUUCAUAAAUAAAUAAUAUUUAUAACA